AAUAAGAUAGAUACCAAAACCUUCCUUAGGAGUUAAGAGGAGAGACUUUUCAUUGUCUCCUCAAGUGCAAUCUGCUGAGAGCUCAUAGAGAAAAUCUCAGUUACGGAGCUACUGAUUUGAGGGUGAGCGAGAGUGGUGGAUAAACCCUAGAUCGGAUUUCGAUUUCUGGGUUUCUUCAACUCCUUUCCAGAAGAUUUCGCUGCACAGACAGAACGAGAAGAGAAAAACACACUAUGAAUAGAAACCCUAUCUUGGAUCCUACUCUUCAAGAGAUUCUCCAAGUGAUUAAACCCACACGAGCUGAUUGGGACACGAGGAUCACCGUUAUUGAUCAGCUGCGUAAUGUCUUACAAUCCGUAGAGAGCUUAAGAGGUGCUACUGUUCAACCGUUUGGAUCCUUUGUCUCAAACCUCUUCACAAGAUGGGGAGACUUAGACAUCUCCGUCGACUUGUUCAGCGGCUCGUCAAUCCUGUUCACCGGAAAGAAGCAGAAGCAGACUUUACUUGGACAGUUACUUCGAGCAAUGAGAGCUUCAGGUCUAUGGUACAGACUGCAGUUUGUCAUCCACGCUCGUGUUCCCAUUCUGAAAGUCGUGAGCGGGCACCAGAGAAUCUCUUGUGACAUUUCGAUUGAUAAUCUUGAAGGGCUGUUGAAGAGCAGGUUCUUGUUCUGGAUCAGUGAGAUCGAUGGGAGAUUCCGCGACUUGGUUUUGCUAGUGAAGGAAUGGGCUAAAACACAUGAUAUCAACAACCCGAAGAACGGGACUUUCAACUCUUAUUCUCUCAGUCUGCUAGUCAUCUUCCAUCUUCAGACAUGCGUGCCUGCAAUAUUGCCACCUCUAGGAGAGAUAUAUCCGAGGAGCGCCGUUGAUGAUCUGAAAGGUGUGAGAAAAACUGCAGAGGAAAGCAUAGCGCAGCUUUCUGCUGCUAACAUAGCGAGAUUCAAAUCAGGCUCGUCGAGAUCAGUCAAUAGAAGCUCCCUCUCUGAGCUUUUGGUAUCUUUUUUCGCAAAGUUUUCAGACAUAAACUUGAAGGCCGGAGAGCUUGGUGUUUGCACGUUUACUGGAAGAUGGGAAAACAUAAGUAACAACACUAGAUGGUUGCCUAAGACAUACUCACUCUUUGUUGAAGAUCCUUUUGAGCAACCGGAGAACGCAGCGAGGAGCGUGAGCCGCAAAAACUUGGACAGGAUAGCGCAAGUUUUCGAGAUGACAUCGCGCAGACUCGCCUCAGAGUCUAACAGAAACUCCAUCGUUGGUGUUCUAACAGCGCCACACAUCUCAGAGUCUUUGCUCAGAACAACAACAAGCCUCCUUCAAAACCAUCAUCAUCAUCAUCAUGCAAACGGUGUGCGCAAUCCACAUAAUCAGGCUAGGCCAUGGAACCACCAGAUGCAACAGCAGAACUGGUCGCAGAGCAACAACACUAUCCAGAACCCACCGUACUGGCCUGCACCUGCAGGGCCCAGACCUCACCGACCGCAGCAGAAUUGGUCUCAGAACAACCCCAGGAACAUGCAGGGACAAGCAACACCUUUCCGAGGGCAAAGGCCUGUCGUAAUGACACAAACUCAAACGCCUCAGCAGCAGCAGAAGAGUCAGUAUAAGAACGGGAAGCAACCAAUGAUGAGUAAUGCACCUUCAGGUUCUAGUCAGAGUCAGGUUCAUAUUGGUAAGCCACCAGGUCACAUCAAUGGUGUUAGCUUUGCAAGACCGGGUGCACCGAUAAGUCAAAGUCAACGCGGACAGAUGUGGAGGCCAAGAAGCUGAGUGGUAGUAUGAGUUGUGCAGACUUGGUCUAAAGACCUAUCCUUAACAUUAUUUUGGACGAAUAUUUGUAUUAUUCACCUUGGUGAAAACUUGUGUGCGCUUUUUUCUUUUCUUGAUCUUUUGUUACAAUCAGUGAUUAGGUAAAAGUUUUAUUCAAAUUU
Raphanus sativus (radish) is the source of this 1930-nucleotide messenger RNA. RefSeq names its product protein HESO1. Lineage: Eukaryota; Viridiplantae; Streptophyta; Magnoliopsida; Brassicales; Brassicaceae. The coding region runs from base 234 to 1769 and encodes 511 amino acids. The transcript has 8 exons. Gene Ontology annotation, molecular function: RNA uridylyltransferase activity. The record is from RefSeq and is a predicted model, not a curated record.